Annulohypoxylon maeteangense is the source of this 4307-nucleotide messenger RNA. RefSeq lists its product as uncharacterized. The transcript has 4 exons. The coding region runs from base 36 to 4247 and encodes 1403 amino acids. The record is from RefSeq and is a predicted model, not a curated record. Gene Ontology annotation, molecular function: protein binding. Lineage: Eukaryota; Fungi; Ascomycota; Sordariomycetes; Xylariales; Hypoxylaceae.
UACACCUAGCUCUUUAAUAUUCUCAAACAUCACAAAUGGAAGGAAACGAUGAAGAACCGAUUAUUGAUCACACAUCAGAUAAGACGUUGUCAGACCUCCGAGAGUUGUCGAUUCAAUGCCGAGCACUUCUCCACCAGCUACCGGCCACGGCGGGGCCCGAAGCAAUAGACUUGAUGGCGAGCUUCAACAUCUGGGCAGCGAAUAUGGGUGUGUUCCGUGAAGGUCGACAGUCACUUACCUCUCGGCUGAAGAGUGCGCCUGAAAUUAGCGAGCUAGUUCAACAACUACUUGUGGCUCUGAAGCGUGAUCUUGAAAAGGUUAUGCUUCAAUUAGAUAGCAAAGAAGAGAUCUCUUCAGCUAGUGAGUCUGAUGACUCUUCGGAUCGCUCGUCUAUUUCCUCAUAUAGGCAACCUCAGGUAUUCAAAGACCUGGAAGCUUCUCCGCCUCGAUCCACCAUCUGGACAUCGAUCCAAAAUACAACCACCAGUCUUCGGCAAUUAGCAUUGUCUGUACGCCAAGCAGGGACCCAACAUCGCCAAGAACGAAUCCAACGGUUCAAAAACAUAGAUCGGAAUAAACAAGUGUACCAGUUGAUUGAGAGAUGCGCACAUCAAAAAGUUGAUCAUAUGUUUCCAAAAGCGAGCAAAGUCUUACGAGAACGUAUGGCAGAAUCAAUUGCGACACGUCGAAUGCGGUUCUCGUAUCUCGAGCAACACCAAAAGAAGACAUCGACGCUAAAUGAGCCAGCUCCAGAGUUACGACAGGACGAGGCCAUAGGGAAAGAGGAAGAAAGCGCGCUACCAAUGAUCGAACUUGCACAGCAACGGGUGGCCGAUUUGGGGUUGAGAGUACGGCCGCAGCCAAGCGUAGUAUUGUCAACCACGGUAGUCACUAAGCUCGACCCAAAGGGACUCAAUCCCGCCCAGAACAAGUUAAAGCGCACAGAGUCUGUUUCGUCUGUCAAGAUCUCUACUGGCAAGUUUCCUUCAAUACCAAAGCUAGACCCUGGGCGUGCCUCAUUUACUUGUCCGUACUGUUUCCUCGUCUGCCCAGCGAAGGAAGCCAGUGGACAGAGUCAAUGGAUGAGCCAUCUCAUACAUGACUUUGAGCCAUUUUUCUGCGUAUUCGACAACUGUACUUCGCCAUUCACUUGUACGGAUACGUAUACUGGCUGGCUUGCCCACAUGCGCGACACACACACCCAACCCGAGUGGCACUGCUGGCAUUGCAAGACUUCUUCUAGUCCGUUCUCGACUGCGGCAGAGUUGGAAAGCCAUUUAGUAAAGCACCACAGAGAAGAGGUUACGGAAUCUCUUCGACCUACUCUUGUAAAGCAUAGCCUGGUCCGUGAUCAACAUCCCUUACGGGAGUGCCCAUUCUGCGGUGGAUUCCCCGAAGAGAUCGAGAAAACGUAUCCGGAUAGGGACAGCAAACAAGCCCGCGAGGUUCUAGAGAAACAUGUUAGAGACCAUCUCGUUUCCACAGCUCUAAUUCUAGCCCCAGUGGAAAUGGGAGAACCGGGCGACGGCCUCGACGAUACAAAGUCAGAUGCCCAAAGAGAUGGCGAUAGCGAACGUGACCUCGAUGGAGUCGGAGAAAUCUAUGAGCUGCAGUGUGAGAAUAAUUCUUGCGACUGUAAGGAAAGUAAUAAGAAUUCUGGCUCUGACUGGCCCAUGGACUCUGGGCUUGAUGUUUGGGAGAUGGUUGACACGCAAGCGAUCUCAAACAUCACUCAACGAUGGCAAUACAUCCUGGAUAGAAAUAUGGGCGGCGAGGGAGUAGAUCUAACUCUUGAAGCCUUCGCAGCAAAGUCUAUAUUGGACUCUUCACCCUUAAUUAUAGAUGUGCCAUACACUGGCGAUGAUGACAACACCAUGGAGGGAGAUAAAGACAAGCAAUUCCUACGAUCCCUAGGCUUCACUGACCCCCGCAGAGACAAGAGUUACGUCGAGCAUAUAAGAGGCGGCCUAUUACCCGAUAUCAAUAACUGGAUUCACCGUGAUCCCGAUUUCCAGCAAUGGCAGCAAGAUCCGCAAGGCCGACCACUCUGGAUCACGGGUGGACCUGGCACAGGCAAGACAAUGCUUCUAUGCAGCAUCGUUUACGAUCUAGAGACAGAGCUAGACGACCAUGUAGCCUAUUUCUUCUGCACAGCUACCAAUUCGGAAUGGAAUAACGCAACAGCCGUGCUUCGCGGUCUGAUCUAUCUGCUGAUCAUCAGACAGCCGCCGCUUAUUUCCCAAGUCCGGCAAAUAUUCGACCUUGGCGGAUUGCCUCCCUUCGAAGAAGCGAUGGCAUGGGAUACUACGUCCGAGAUCCUCAAAGCCAUGUUCAAUGAUCCAAGAUUGGGCAGCGCAUUUCUAAUUAUUGAUAAUAUCGACAAGUGUACAACCAAUCGAGCGGGACUUCUCGAUUUAAUUACCAACUCUCCACCUCAUAUCAAAUGGGUUGUAUCCAGCCAUGACCUAAUAGAUAAUGUAAAGCAGCCUGCCGUGCUUCAUCUCGAGUUGAAUCGGGAGUCGAACUCCACCGCCAUACGUGCGUUUAUCCAACAUAAAGUAGAAUUGUUGGCGGAACAGAAGCACUAUGACAGCGAGACAAAGGACGAAGUUCAACGCUAUUUGAAUUCUUACUCCAGCGGUAAUUUCAUAUGGGUAGUUAUAGUCUAUGAAAAGCUUCAAAACAUAGACAAUGGGGAUAUAGCAGAGAUUAUUGGUAAGAAAAAUACCGAUUUGAGAGGGCUAUACGAGCAAAUGAUCCAUAAUCUCAACAAGAAUGAUCGCAGGUUUUGCCGGCACGUUCUGUAUAUGGUUGACAUGGUUUAUGCUCCCAUUCACCUCGAGGAAUUACAAUCCCUUUCCCUACUAUAUCCCAAUAUUGGGAAUCCCGAAGACGAUGUCACAAGAAUUAUAACCUUGUGUAGCUCUCUCUUAACUAUCAAAGACCAUCAUAUCCAGAUUCCCAAUGGAAUAACCAAAGAGAUCUUACUUUCGAAUGCUUCCAUUAUUUAUCCUAACUCAGAGCAACACCACCUCAAUUUCUUCUUUCUUUUAAAGCAGCACUUAUCACUUCAUCUUAGACGUAACAUUUACGGUCUAAGCGGUCCGAGGAUCCUCAUAAAUGGGGUCUUAUCGCCUGACCCCGACCCGUUGAAUUCAAUGAGAUAUUCCUGCGUCUACAUCUUUGAUCACCUUAUCAACUCGUAUCCUAUCGAGAUAAUGAAAUAUUUACUAGAUGGUGGCCCAGUCCAUACAUUCAUCCAGAAAACAUAUUUGUAUUGGCUAGAAUGUCUUAUUCUAAUAGGCGAGAUGCCGAAGGCAGUCAAUACAAUACAUAGACUUUGGGAGUUGGCGAAAAGCAAUGGAGCGCGACAACUAGAGGAACUACUCAAGACCGCACACGAGUUUAUUGUUUCUUACAAACUAAUUAUAGAAAGUACUCCAUUACAAAUGUAUGCGUUAGCAGGAAUGUUUAGCCCCAUCGAUAGCCUAGACAGAGGGCCAUUCUUUGAGGAGAAGCGUAACGAGAUCAGGUUGAGACUGAGUAAAGAAACUGCCCAUGACGACCGGGUAGAAUCAUUGGCUUUCGGGGCCAAUGGUGGGUGGCUCGCGUCGGGCUCGUUGGAGGGGACCAUCAAGAUCUGGGAUACGAUAUUCGGCGAAACCCUACAGCUGCUUAAAAGCGAAAGCAGCUGGGCUACGCAACUAGCCUUCUCAGCCGACGACAAGCAGCUCGCGUCAGGUUCACUUGGUAUUGUUGAGGUUUGGGAUACGGCAACAGGUGUACGCCUGUGGAGUCACCCGCUAGGUAACGCUGAUGUAAUGUCGUUAGUAUUCUCAGCAGAUAGCCAGCGGCUCGCGUCAGGUGAUUCGUCGAGGAGGGUCAAUGUCUGGGAUGCAAAAACAGGCGACUGCCUAUAUACACACAUCGUUGAUUUCUUGUUAAAUCGCCUUUCAUUCGAUCCAACGAAUAACUCUUGUCUCUAUAACGAUACCGAAGUCAUAUAUCUGGAUCCGUUUUCAGAGAUUAGCAAGCAGGAAGUUAAGACCGUUCCGCCAGAGGAUUCUGGCUCCCGUUGCAGCAUAAGCGCGGACGGUAGAUGGAUUAUGAAAAAUGGAAAAGAGUCGAUUUUGUUACCGCAUUUAUAUGCAUCAUCAGCUAUAGUAGGAUCGAUGGUUGCUAUUGGUGGCCGGUUUGGCCAAGUAUGGGUGAUAGAUAUGGACUGGGAUCUCUUCGAUCGUAGGUGAAUACAAUCUAUCUCUUUGUAACUACCAAGUUCUUAGUACGAAUACAAGUACCUCAUAACU